This is a messenger RNA of Coccomyxa subellipsoidea C-169, 848 nucleotides long. RefSeq lists its product as hypothetical. The transcript has a single exon. The record is from RefSeq and is a predicted model, not a curated record. Lineage: Eukaryota; Viridiplantae; Chlorophyta; Trebouxiophyceae; Coccomyxaceae. The coding region runs from base 218 to 406 and encodes 62 amino acids.
GGCAAGUGGUUAUUUUUAAGGCCUGGCGCCUUUUGGCAGCCUUGCACGUAGCAGAAUUGAGACACAUAAUCAGUGAUUUUGAUAUUCGAGUGGUCGGCCACAUGCUGGCUUAUUGUGACAGCAAUGCGAGAUCAUCUGGACGUCCAGGGAGCAGGUACAAUUCUGAGAUAUUCCUUUAUCAGGUGGUGGCAUGAUGUGGCGAUGAUUAUGGACAGUCAUGCCUGCACAGCCCUCUUUGGGGCAUUGCAGAGGUGUCAAAGCACACAUUGGUGCACAAACCAUAAUUUAUUGCGCAUAUUCUUUCUACGUGGGGUGGAUCUUGACGUUGAUGAGCAAAAACUGCUGUCUCAGGAGUUUAAAAAAAUUGUUAUUUAGUUUUGUUAAGUGGUUGUCCCCAAUGUUCUAGUGUAGAUUUAGAUGACGUUCCCAUCAGGACAAAGUGAACUUGUUGGCAAGACUGGCUUCCUUAUGCGAAGAGUAUGUCGUGCUCAUGGUUUUGGGCAACAAAGUGCCGUCCAUGUAUACAUAGCCGAUGAGACCAUGUGAGCAUGCAUGACUGUAGCAGACGUUGAGUGGGUUUGUGCCAUGCCUUUUUGUCUAUAUAUCUAGUCGAGGUCGAGCAUGGUCCUGAAGUCAAAGACAUGUGAUGUUGCCAAUCGAUAUCUUUGGUAGCGUAGCUUGGCAGGACCUUUGCAUGCAUGCGACCCAGUACUGACUAGCAUGCCAGUUGGAGCCUGCACACAGCGUGUUUGGGGUUGACAGUUCAAACUUGCAGACCAGCACCUAUGCCAAAAACCACUUCUUUGUAGUCUAAAGAAGCAGGUGCAAGGUAGUGUGAUUGUCAGCUU